UAUCAACCUCAAAGUCCAUCAACAAAAAUUUUGUUAUAUAUUUGACUAAAAGGUUAAGGAUGAAUAUCUACUCUCCUAACAAAAGCUUUAAUUGAACCUCACCUGAAAUUUCAUGCUUCUCUCUCUUUUUAUGCCCAACUUUUUUCCCUUCACCCAUUCAUCUUUUAACUAUAAUUCCACUCUCUUUCUCACACCCAACAUCUCAAUGGCUUCUUUCUCCCUCAUUGCCUUUUUCCUUUCCGGUUUAAUCUUCUUCCUCACCAGAAAACCCAUUAAAAACCGCCCCAAACUCCCUCCUGGACCGCCCGGUUGGCCCCUCGUCGGCAACCUCUUCCAAGUCGCCCGGUCCAGAAAACCCUUCUUCGAAUACAUCGAAGAUCAACGCCGAAUUUAUGGCCCAAUUUUUACCUUAAAAAUGGGCACUAGAACAAUGGUUGUGUUGAGCGAUUCGAAUCUCAUUCACGAAGCUCUAAUUAAAAAGGGGGCAGUUUUUGCUAACCGGCCCAGAGAAAAUCCUACCCGGAUUAUAUUCAGUAGCAACAAAUUUUCCGUCAAUGCAGCGGUUUACGGCCCUAUAUGGCGGUCCCUCCGCCGCAACAUGGUGGAAAAUAUGCUCAGCUCCAGCAAGGUAAAGGAGUUCCGUGGCGUGAGAGAAAAAGCAAUGGAAAAAUUCGUUAAGCGGUUAAGAGAUGAAGCAGAGGCUAAUAACGGCGUCGUUUCGGUCCUUAAAAGCGCGCGUUUUGCGGUGUUUUGGAUUCUGUUGACAAUGUGUUUCGGAUUCGAGAUGGAAGAAGAAACGGUUGUGAAAAUGGACGAGAUUCUCAAAUCCGUUUUGCUCACUCUCGAUCCGAGAAUCGACGAUUAUUUCCCCAUUUUAACUCCUUUUUUCUCUAGAGAAAGAAAUCAAGCGAAUCUAGUUCGGAAAGAACAAGUCGAAUUCGUCGUUGAGUUGAUUAAUCGGCGGCGGCGGGCGCUGGAGAAUACGGCGUCCGACGGCGCAGCGACGUCGUUUUCGUACCUCGACACCCUUUUCGAUUUGAAAAUCGACGGCCGUGGAGGCGGAGUAAAGUCGUCGGCGACGGAAGAGGAAUUGGUGACACUUUGUUCGGAGUUUUUGAACGGAGGGACGGACACGACGGCAACGGUGAUAGAGUGGGGGAUGGCGGAACUGAUAGGAAAUCCGGAAGUUCAGAGGAAGGUUGUGGAAGAAAUAAAAGAGACAGUUGGUGAGAGAAAAGUAGAGGAAAAAGAUGUAGAGAAAAUGGAAUAUUUACAAGCGGUUGUGAAAGAAGUGCUGCGGAAACAUCCUCCGACGUUCUUUGCUUUGACGCACUCCGUGACGGAGCCGGCGAAAUUGGCAGGAUACGACAUCCCAAAAGACACGAACGUGGAAUUCUUCUUACCGGCGAUCGGAAGGGAUCCGAAGCUGUGGAAGAAUCCAGAGAAAUUCAAACCGGAAAGAUUUCACUCCGGUGAGGAAGAAGCCGACAUUACCGGCGUCACUGGCGUCAGAAUGAUGCCGUUCGGCGUAGGGCGGCGGAUCUGCCCGGGCUUAGGAAUGGCCACCGUCCACAUUCAUUUAAUGCUUGCCAGAAUGCUGCAGGAAUUUGAAUGGACCGCCUAUCCGCCGUCGAGCGCCGUCGACUUUUCAUGGAAGAUGGAGUUCACCGUCGUUAUGAAGAAUCCUCUUAGGGCUGUUGUCAAAUCAAGGGUUUAAGC
Messenger RNA from Benincasa hispida (wax gourd), 1719 nucleotides. Its product is annotated as cytochrome P450 77A3-like. The record is from RefSeq and is a predicted model, not a curated record. Gene Ontology annotation, molecular function: oxidoreductase activity, acting on paired donors, with incorporation or reduction of molecular oxygen; heme binding; iron ion binding. NCBI's taxonomy places the organism in Eukaryota, Viridiplantae, Streptophyta, Magnoliopsida, Cucurbitales, Cucurbitaceae.